GAAAUGGACAAUUUUCUGUGUGAAGUGCUGAUAUAAUCUGCAGGCGCGAUGAGAUUGGAGAAAUGUUGGUUUUGUUCUUCAACUGUGUAUCCUGGACAUGGAAUCCAAUUUGUUCGUAAUGUUGCAAAGAUAUUUCGGUUUUGUAGAUCGAAAUGCCACAAGAACUUCGAAAUGAAGAGGAAUCCUCGUAAAGUAAAAUGGACCAAGGCAUAUAGGCGAGUGCAUGUAAAGGCUAUGACCCAGGAUUCCACCUUUGAGUGUGAGAGAAAGCGAAACAGGCCUGAGAGAUAUGACAGGAUUCUUAAUGAGAAUGUACUCAAGGCGAUUCCGAUGAUUGUUAAAAUCAGAGACACAAGGGAAGGGAGACUCCAUAAGAAGAGGAUGGAAGGCAACAAGAAGAAAGUGCAGAGGGAGGCAAAGGAGGAGUUGGAGCAGAGCAUCCAUAUGGUCAAAGCUCCUUCCGCAGUACAACCCGAGAAGAUCCAAGUCAAGGUUUCCCAACAACAACAAGAGAAUCCUCUCAUGGAAGAGUAAUUCUAUCAACAUUGAGUUUUUAUUUGUUCGUUUCCAGUUUAAUAUUUGCGACUAUACUAUUAGUUUCCUGCGUAAGGCCCAAGUUACCGGCUGCCUUGUGAUUAUUAAUUUGAGUUGAAUGUUGUGGUUUUCGAACAGAAUUUUGGGUAAAUGUUUGGUGUGUCUCCUAGACAAUGGUUCUGUUUUGUGAGAUAGUGAACUGUUCUAAAGAAAUUUCGAAAGAUGUUGCUUAAAUUCAUGGA
Messenger RNA from Medicago truncatula (barrel medic), 776 nucleotides. RefSeq names its product probable ribosome biogenesis protein RLP24. Gene Ontology annotation, biological process: ribosomal large subunit biogenesis. The transcript has 4 exons. Lineage: Eukaryota; Viridiplantae; Streptophyta; Magnoliopsida; Fabales; Fabaceae. Gene Ontology annotation, molecular function: structural constituent of ribosome. The record is from RefSeq and is a predicted model, not a curated record. Gene Ontology annotation, cellular component: nucleolus. The coding region runs from base 49 to 534 and encodes 161 amino acids.